Molecule: messenger RNA, 1704 nt
Organism: Pieris rapae (cabbage white)
Lineage: Eukaryota; Metazoa; Arthropoda; Insecta; Lepidoptera; Pieridae
Product: ER membrane protein complex subunit 2
Exons: 7
Coding region: 254-1111 (285 amino acids)
Biological process (GO): protein folding in endoplasmic reticulum
Cellular component (GO): EMC complex
Molecular function (GO): protein binding
Source: RefSeq, a predicted model, not a curated record
GUCUAGGUUACCAGGUCAUAAAAUUAAAAAAAAUAAUCAGCAUUAUCUUUCUAUCCAAAUUCCAAUGUUGGAUGGUUGAAUUGAAUACAUGCAUUACCCAGUAAUAUAAACAUGACUUCUAGUUUAUGAACUAUAAUCCCUUUUACAAGAAGCCUACUUUGACUCUUUGUUACGGAUUUAAGGUUUAGCUGUUUGUUUCAGACUCUUUACUCCUCAACAAACCUAAAUUUCAAGAACUUAUAAAAAGGAGAAAAUGUCAGAUUCAAUUAAUUAUGAAGACUUAGGCAUAAAUGAGGCCUUUGACUUAAUUCGUAAAUGGAGAGACAACAAUGAGAGAAAAUUUAGCGAAUGGGUUCUAGUCUGGGAAAAAAUAUAUAAAAAUUUAGAUAGUAGACCCAAUGAAAAAUAUAUAGUUGCAGAACAGCUAUUAGUUGCCAUGCUUGACCAACAUAGUUAUAAUAUGGCUCUUAUGUGGUUGGAACUCCUACUUGAACAGUUCCCUGGAAGUCUUAGGGUUAUGAGGUACAAAGCACUCUGCCUCGAAGCUCAAGGGCAAUACGAUACGGCGCAAUACGUCCUAGACGAAAUCAUAAAAGUGGACGAGACCAAUGCACCUGCGCGCAAGCGUCGCGUGGCCUCGCUGAAGGCCCAAGGCCUGCUCUCCGACGCCAUAAAAGAGCUCGUCGACUACCUGAAGAGGUUCACGGCGGACAUGGAGGCGUGGCAGCAGCUGGCCGAGCUGUAUCUGGAGGUGGCCGAUUACUCGCGAGCCCUCUUCUGCACCGAGGAGCUACUUCUUCAUCAGCCGCACAAUCAUCUGCUCCACCAGCGACUGGCCGACAUCCGCUACACCAUGGGAGGCGUCGAGAACAUGGAGCUGGCCAAAGCUCACUACUGCCAGACUCUGAAGCUGAACCCAAACAAUGCGAGGGCUCUUCUGGGUCUCAAUCUGGUGACGAAUAACCUUCUGGGGCACUACAAGUCUUCGGGCGGUGCCAAGCGCAAAGAGGUGUGGAAGCUGUCCCGGUGGGUGCACUCCGAACUCGGCCGACGGCAAGCCGACGCCCAUUCGCUCACCGACCUCAUGCUCGCCAUUUCCAUUGCGGACUGAUAUGUCACCGACCCAUGUGCACACAUAUCGUUGCGACGGUCGGCUCGUCGUAUACGAAGUUAUCUUUGGGGCAAAUUUAAUUGUAUACAAACAACUGUACGAAAAUGGCAAAUAUAUAAAUAUAUUAUUAUACAUAUAUCCAUUGAAGAAUAAAUAAAUUCCUUUUGCCAAUUGCCUGCAAUGGAAUUACGAAGCUGGAUCAGGUUUGGGUUAAAACUAUAGUUUUGAUUGUCUUUAUUUUUGGGUAUGUUUAUGAGCUAUGUCUUUAUUUUAAUUGUUACGUAGUAAAUUUUCGCUACUGGAAAGCCAUGCUUUCUAGUAUUCAACAUUUCGUUUCGAAUUUUUUAAUAAUACCGACAAAAUAUAUAUGUUUCAUAAAUUAUUAUAUGAGACAAAGCUGGACAUUUAGAUCACUCAAGAUUCGUCUUGUUUGGCCAGACGCGAGCGAAUUCGAUAACUCAAAUCGUUCUCGACUAGAAUAGAUAAUAAUAAUAAAUACUGUUAUAUUUUACUUUUUACCCAGGUACCGUAUGAUUAUUUAUCAUAAUAUGUUUAUAAAAUUUAUAAAAUAAAUAAAGCACCUUCAACAUGUA